Messenger RNA from Glossina fuscipes, 1695 nucleotides. It is a transcript of the gene Trhn, whose product is annotated as tryptophan 5-hydroxylase 1. Gene Ontology annotation, cellular component: neuron projection. Gene Ontology annotation, molecular function: iron ion binding; tryptophan 5-monooxygenase activity. The record is from RefSeq and is a predicted model, not a curated record. NCBI's taxonomy places the organism in Eukaryota, Metazoa, Arthropoda, Insecta, Diptera, Glossinidae. Gene Ontology annotation, biological process: serotonin biosynthetic process; aromatic amino acid metabolic process. The transcript has 9 exons. The coding region runs from base 49 to 1632 and encodes 527 amino acids.
UCUUUAGAUAUUUGUUUUCUGUUUGGUUCUGUUGGGGAAAAAAUAAAAAUGAGUGCUUCGGGCAAAAGCCUACUAGGAUUGUGGCUAUAUCGUAGCGGUGAGCAGGAGUGGGCUAUUAAACAAGGCAGUCCAUUGCAUAAUCUACCAUCGAAACGAGACAAAUCGGAUGCGUUGGGCAUUAACAAAAGCGAUAGCAGCUCAAAAAAUGCGAAAGAUACAAGUGAUAUUGAUUGGCAAAAGAACAAUUCGGGCGGAGAUAGGGUGUCCAUUAUAUUUACCUUAAAAAAUCAAGUCGGUAAUUUGGCUCGUGCUCUACAGGUCUUUCAAGAGUUAGGAAUAAAUGUUCUACAUUUGGAGCUAUCGCCUUUGGAAACCACCGAAAAUCAGGCGGACGUUCUUGUGGACGUUGAAUGUGAUACCAGGCGUUUGGAGCAAGUCUUGCAAAUGUUAAAUCGAGAAGUGCAGUCAGUAAAUUAUACUUCAUUGGAUAGGAAUACUGUAGUUCGAGCACCUUCAUUAUCCGCUUGUUCCAGUUUCGAUUUUGGUGAUAUGGUGUGGUUUCCACGAAAAAUUUCCGACCUGGAUAAAGCUCAAAAUGUAUUGAUGUACGGAUCUGAGCUCGAUGCCGAUCAUCCGGGUUUCAAGGAUCCUAUUUAUCGUAAGAGACGGGAACAAUUCACAGCAAUUGCAAAAAAUUUCAAACACGGUAAUCCGAUUCCACGUGUGCAGUAUACUCCAGAAGAAAUAAAAACCUGGUCAGUAGUAUUUCGGGAAUUGCACCGUUUAUAUGUGAAGCAUGCUGUACCGGAAUACAUGGAAAACUGGCCACAAUUGGUGAGCUGCUGUGGUUAUCGGGAAGAUAAUAUACCGCAAUUGCAGGAUGUUAGCAAUUAUCUGAAACGUAAAACGGGUUUUCAAUUGCGUCCAGUAGCGGGUUACUUAUCACCGAGAGAUUUUUUAUCGGGAUUGGCCUUUCGGGUAUUCCAUUGCACUCAGUACAUAAGACAUUCAUCGGAUCCGUUUUAUACACCUGAACCAGAUUGCUGCCAUGAGCUGCUGGGCCAUAUGCCUCUAUUAGCAAAUCCAAGUUUUGCUCAGUUUUCGCAAGAAAUUGGUUUAGCUUCCUUAGGCGCAUCGGACGCUGACAUAGAGAAACUUGCUACGUUAUAUUUCUUUACUGUCGAAUUUGGUUUAUGCCAUCAACCGGAUGGCUCUUUUAAAGUGUAUGGGGCCGGUCUUUUGAGCUCUGUGGCAGAGCUUCAACAUGCCAUUUCUACCAAAGAUAAAAUUAAGAAAUUUGACCCAGAGGUAACAUGCAAAGAAGAGUGCAUUAUAACGUCAUAUCAAAAUGCCUAUUAUUACACGAAUUCUUUUGAGGAAGCAAAGGAACGCAUGCGAAAAUUUGCUGAUAGUAUACAAAGACCAUUUGGUGUGCGUUACAAUCCGUAUACGCAGAGUGUCGAAGUAUUGUCGAAUGCCCAAAAGAUAACUGCAGUUGUGAGCGAACUUAAAGGGGACUUGAGCAUCGUUUGUUCAGCUCUGCGCAAAAUUUCUGCUACUGACGAAAGCCUCAAUGUUGAUAGCAUCACUAAUAUGCUACAAAGCACCUUAAGCGAUCCGGAAAAUCUGUAGAAUAGUCUAUGGAACGCAAAAAGUCGAAACAAAAACUAUAUUAUGGACCAAUAAUAUUAAAAA